AAAGCAAGCUGGUGACAUGCUGACAUGGUUCCCGGGUUACUCAGUAACCUUGCCCUCUUUAAAAACCCCACUGUUUCCCCCUGGCAUCCAGAACCGACUGCUUCUCCCUCCUGGGCACUGCUGCCAUGAAUACCUUCCUGCUCUCUGCACUGUGCCUCCUGGGGACCUGGGCAGUCCUGGCAGGGGGAGUCACCGUACAGGAUGGAGAGUUCUCUUUUUCUCUGGAGUCAGUGAAGAAGCUCAAAGACCUUCGGGAGCUCCAGGAGCCCAGCAUUCGGAACCGUAGGAAGAGUGGUGGGCCCGUGGUUCCCAUAGCCUGCAGCCACCAGAAGUUUCCCGGAGAACUCAAGCCUCUCUGCAAGGAGCCCAAUGCCCAGGAGAUCCUCCGGAGGUUGGGGCCGCCAGGAUGGAGUGAGGGAGGAAAGGUCUUCCUUCCAUCUAGAGCUGGCCAGAGGGUCCUGGGGAGCCCAGGAAGCUACCCGAGCGCCUCUGCCCAUGGCCCCUGGGGAUGA
Molecule: messenger RNA, 512 nt
Organism: Puma concolor (puma)
Lineage: Eukaryota; Metazoa; Chordata; Mammalia; Carnivora; Felidae
Source: RefSeq, a predicted model, not a curated record